CCGAAGCCCAGUUGCUGUUGAUUGCUGUGUAGGCGUCGUUAGAGUGUGUGGAAUAGAGUGUUUUUGCGAAGCAUAUUUGUUUUGAAUAGAUAAAACGUGGGCUUCUUUACUAUUAUGGUAAUUUCUUGGGGACCGGAGGCGUCGACCCACGAACCGUUAUGGGGAAAAGGGCAGGAGGUCGCCUCACGAUCGGCAAGUAAAUUCUAAGCCAACACGUCUAGAUAAUGUCGGAUUCGAGAUACGCGACUCUCGCACAUUUCCUAAGAUGGAAAAAGGGCUCGGCAGUUAACCGAUUCCUGGCGAUAUGGCUUAUUCUGAUACUGAACUGUGCAACGAGAAUCGCGGCACGAACGACGGCCGCGGGGAACCAGUGUCCGGUGGAGUGCAAGUGUCUCGGCGUCUUGGUAGACUGCAGUGGUCUUCGACUGGUUGGCACACCAAAUGGUCUGCCACCAUGGACAGUUACCUUGGACCUGACGGCCAACAAUCUGAGCAACAACAUCGCCCUGUCGGAUUUGCCGCAGUUGAAGUGGCUGAAAUUGAACGAGAAUCAGCUGUCACGGAUCCCGGAACUUCCGUUCCUCGAGAGCGUGAACCAUUUGUCGCUAACGCAGAAUUCAAUCAGCGAGAUCAAUGGAAGCGCCCUUCGACGUUUACCGGAUCUUCGGAAUCUUGAUCUCAGUGUCAACAAGUUGACGGCCUUGCGGAGGGGGUCCUUCCUCUCUUCAAAUCGGUUGACACAUUUAAAUCUGAAUAUGAAUCAGAUCAGCUCCAUAGAGAACGGAAGCUUGGACAACCUGACGGAGCUCGAGGAACUGCGACUCAAUAAAAAUCGUCUGACACAGUUGAAAGACCUUUUUACGAACCUAGGCAAUCUCCGCGUGCUCGAGUUGAACAAGAAUAAUCUACAUCAGAUUCAAGGAUUAAGCUUGAAGAACUUGAAAAGUCUCCUGGAGCUGCGACUGAAAAGGAAUAAAAUCGAGAGGCUGAACGACGGCGCUUUCUGGCCGUUAAAGAACUUACUUGUACUCGAGCUGGAUUACAAUUUACUCUCGGAAGUUAAGAAGGGUGGUUUGUUUGGACUUGAUCAUCUUCAAAAGCUUACCAUGUCGCACAAUCGAAUCUCCACGAUAGAGACGCAGGCGUGGGAUAUGUGCAAGGAAAUAAUAGAACUGGAUUUGUCGAAUAACGCGAUAAGCUCGAUAGAGCGGGGAUCGUUUGAAUUUUUGGGGAGGUUGGAGAUACUGCGGAUGGACUACAACGAGAUCACGCAUAUUUCCGACGGUGCAUUCAACAACACUCCAAACCUGCAGAUACUAGAGCUGAACUCUAAUAAGAUAUCGUACAUGGUAGAAGACACUAGUGGUGCUUUCGGACCCCUUGGUCAAUUGUUAAAAUUGGGCUUGGCCGAUAAUCGUAUCAAGUCCAUUAAUAAGAACGCAUUUACUGGAUUGACUCGCGUCAAGGAACUCGACCUGACGGGGAACAAUAUUACGAGCAUUCAAGAGAAUGCUUUCGUGUCUGUGCCGAGCCUUACGAAACUCAAGAUGAAUACAGGUGCUCUAGUAUGUGACUGCGGUCUGCAAUGGCUCAGUGUUUGGCUGCGAACUCACGACUACGAGGAUGCCGAAGUCAGCUGUGGCUAUCCACAUUGGCUGCAGGGUAUGCAGCUAACUCAAUUGCACCACGAAAAUUUUACGUGUGAUGAGUUUCCGAAGCCUCGAAUUAUCGAGGAGCCGGUCAGCCGAUUGGGCAUCAUGGGCCGCAACGUGACUAUGACUUGUCGAGCAAGUAGCACGUCGGAUUCACCAUUGCGGUUCACUUGGAAGCGCGACAACGUCGAAUUGAAGAAUGGCAAUUUUCAAACGGACAGCGAUUCUUCGAACGGAACCGUCAACGAAGCAAUUUCGAUCCUCUGCUUGACCAAUUUGACACGUAACGACACUGGGAAAUACCAAUGCAUGGUUUCCAAUGCUUAUGGAACAACGUACUCAUCGAAGGCCAAACUUACCGUCUUAGUUUUCCCGGAAUUUAUUAACGAGCCCAAAGACAUCCGAGUAACUGCCGGCAGCAUGGCGACCCUCCAGUGCAAGGCAAAGGGCGAACCGAGUCCGCAGAUAGCGUGGCAAAAGGAUGGCGGCAACGAUUUCCCGGCCGCGAGGGAAAGAAGAAUGCACAUGAUGCCUACCGAUGACGUUUUCUUCAUCAUGGGGGUGAAACCUGCCGACAGCGGAAUGUAUUCCUGCACGGCUCAAAAUUUAGCCGGCGUGAAGGUUGCGAACGCAACGCUCACUGUACUCGAGACCCCGUCUUUCGUGAAACCCAUGGAGAAUAAGGAAAUAAUGGCCGGUAGCUCCAUAGUCCUCGAGUGCAUGGCCAGUGGAUCGCCGAGGCCCAAGUUGUCGUGGCGCAAAAACGGUAGCCCGUUACAGGCCACCGAGCGUCACUUUUUUACGGCCGAGGAUCAGCUGUUGAUUAUCGUUGACACAGUUGCCAGCGACGCCGGGAGCUACGAAUGCGAGAUGAACAACUCCCUCGGCAGCGUCGUAGGAGCCUCCCAUCUAACCAUUUAUCCAGCUUCGAGUUCGAUGAUCAACGAGGAUGACAUGCUGGGCCUGCUAAUCAUAACGGUGGUAUGCUGUGCCGUUGGCACGUCGAUUGUCUGGGUGGUAAUAAUAUACCAGACAAGACGACGCCUGAACGCCGUUCAGAAUGCAACCAGGCACCCGCCCACGACCUUCGUUCCAAACGGACCGGAUGCGCAAACGCAAUUAUAUUUGGACACGAGUUCCCAGCAUAGUAAAGAUAGCGGAACGGGCGACAGCACGAAUCCGAGCAGCGACCAACUGCAGCUUUGCUUACCCGAGGAAAUCGUAGCCUGUGCUAUUAAUAACGAGGAAGAGUCGGCUGCGACGAACGGUGACGACCCGCUCUUACGGUACACCAAUCACGAGCGACACAUUCGCGUGCAGCCGGGCUCCGUGGCCUGAGACUGGAAAUCAUCGACGGAAUCGAUAGCCCUCGACGGAGAACUACGUAAAACAUAAAGAGACAAUAAUGAACGACUGCCAACAAUAAACCUACGGCAGGAGGAGCCACAGUAUUUGGAAAUAUUUUUGGGCUCUACGGCUCUGGUAUUCUUCUAACGUCUUCUUCGAAUGGAUGCCUUGGGUCGCCAUGUUCGACCGAAAGACUGAGAUGAAAGUAACGGUCCUAUUAGCACACGAGAUAUGAGUUGCGGCCGACUUGACAUGCAACCGACUUGGGACUAAUGAUUGCAAGAAAGUCGGCGGGCCAUUAUAUACGGUAUAGCUGCGUGCGACAACUAUUGCCAUCCUGAGGCAAACCGGUGCAGAAGGGAUGAGCUCGAAAGUACGCAAGUGUAAAUAGUUAGAGUAUAAGAGGCGGCGUUUCUUUGCCGCACGUUGGUGUUAAUCGUGUACGCUCAUCGUCCCGUUGUCACGAACGGAAUGGUACUAGCUGCAUUUCUCAACUUACGAUUGAUGCAAUUACUCCGAAUGAUCUUAGACGGAGACAUUUCUGUAGCGACGUAUGCUUCAACGUAACUGCAUACAUUUAAAGUAAUAGGUGCAGUCGAGUUUCUUAAGUAACGCGACCGUACAGGCCUUAGCUCUGCUAAUGACAUCCAUGAAUCGCAAGAGCCACGUAUACUAGACCAGCCUUUUGUGAUAGAUAUUUAUUUUAGCAUUAAUUUGUAUUAGAUAGUUAUUUAUGUCGCUGCGUCUCGUUAGGUAUGACUUUUUUUUUUUUAACUUGCAACCGAACGGACGACAGUUUAAUCAUUUUCUCGCCCAGACGCGAUUAUUAUCGUAGAAAAUGAUACCGUCUUCCUUGUUUCCGUUUUAGCCGAUCGAGAUGCGCAAACGCCAUCGCGAAUUGAUUUAAUUCUAUAGGAAAUGUUAACGCUCACCGUAUCAGUAAGCGUGGCAUUAUGCGAGCAUAUUUCCUUAGUAUUAUACAUUUACUAAGAUCCCCUAGGUAACAUACGUUUUGUUGACUAAUUUACUACGGAUAUCGUGCAGACUAGCAACGAUUCUUCAUUUUUUUUUUGUAUACAUUUAUAUAUAUAUUGUACGUAUGUGUAUGACUAUACGCGAGGAACUGUAUAUUUACAUUUAUUUUAUCGACUUAAGGGGGAAUGGGACGUUUCAUAAAAGAUCAAGAUGACCGUCCUGCCACGUAACGGCAAGCAGGGCUGCCAGUACGGAUUUUUCAUCAGUAUUUAUAUAUUUUUUUCUUUCUGAUAAAUAAUUGAAAAAUCGGGCUCCGCAGGGAAAGUUAUAUUUUCGGAAGGCUGCGAUUCCAUCCAUUCAAGUCAUUCAAUGUACAUCCUGUACAGACAUUUUUGGGUGCAAAGUUCCCCCACUUCCAGCUCUCGUGGGUGUGAAAACCCACAUAGAGAAAAUGAUGGUACCAUUCCUCCUUAAACGCGACCUGAGAACGCGGUGUUCUCCGAGUUUAAAAAAAAGAAAAUCGAUCACACUGUAUUCCAACAAACUCGCGUGUGACGUAUUCACCCUAAUCGUUUACUUGAGGAGGAUCCAACAUGUGCUUCGAUUUUUUUUCCUUUUUUAAGAAGCAUCGACACGCGUACAAAAUCGGACAUAAACCCGGUGCGAAGUUUACUUACGGAUUAUCGAUUAAUCGCUACGUCCCAAGUGUAUACCCGAGGGUCGUACUAAUGUAUUUUACGUGAUAGUCAGUGUCGAUUUUUUUUUCCCCCCCCCUAUAAUUAUAAGUAUUAGAGUGUAUCGCGGACAGAAGGACGCUCCAUGGUAGAAUGGUUAUUCGGAGCUCGUUAGAAAGUCACUAUUAAUAUUUUUUUUUUCUUAGUAACGCUGCACGCGGUACACCCAGUAAGGCGUCCGUUUUGAUUCAGUAUUUUCCUUGUUACUACGAGAUAAUGUGAAGAAAUAUAAGUAACUCAUAAACGCGACUGUUCUUGUGUUUGUUCAAUGUCGCGAAUAAUGCUCAACGAGCCCGUAAUUAUCGCGCCCUUCCUUACCGACGUAUCGCGCUUUUCGACUCAAUUGUAAAGCUCGCGUGUUUGUAACGAGGGACUCGACGGAGAAAAAUCGUUAUUCGGGACUUCUCUUUACAUUUAUUAGAAGCCAUGUUGUACACAUACAUAAACAUACACGACACAUCCGCUUCUUCCUUAA
Orussus abietinus is the source of this 5183-nucleotide messenger RNA. Its product is annotated as leucine-rich repeats and immunoglobulin-like domains protein 3. Gene Ontology annotation, molecular function: protein binding. Bases 225 to 2990 code for a protein of 921 amino acids. The record is from RefSeq and is a predicted model, not a curated record. Lineage: Eukaryota; Metazoa; Arthropoda; Insecta; Hymenoptera; Orussidae. The transcript has 13 exons.